This is a messenger RNA of Orcinus orca (killer whale), 5350 nucleotides long. RefSeq names its product copine 5 (gene CPNE5). The transcript is spliced from 22 exons. Gene Ontology annotation, biological process: cellular response to calcium ion. The record is from RefSeq and is a predicted model, not a curated record. The coding region runs from base 2044 to 3876 and encodes 610 amino acids. Gene Ontology annotation, cellular component: plasma membrane. NCBI's taxonomy places the organism in Eukaryota, Metazoa, Chordata, Mammalia, Artiodactyla, Delphinidae. Gene Ontology annotation, molecular function: calcium-dependent phospholipid binding.
AACAGAGAGUCCAAGCCCAGUUUUGCAUCCUUCAGAAAAGGAGGCCGACUUAUCCUGAAGAGAGGGUCUUAAGCCCAAACCGGAGAGUGGAGCCUUCUGACGCAGCAAGCCCCUGCUGCCCUGGGCAUCCCAGAGCCUUUGUUCUUGCUGUCGGGUCCCGGGUUGCAGAACACAGUGCAGCCAAUCCUGAGCCAUGGGUAAAAGGAAAACACUUAACCCGGGCCGAUGAAUGUGUUCUUAUUUAUCUUUGACUCUGGCUGUAUCUGAUGUUCUGGGAAUUGACUUCAAACAGAAUCUCGAGGCGCCUGUUAAGGCCCAGCUGCCAAAGCCAGGCCCGCGGGGCGUGGCUUUUCCAGGGCCAGCCUCAGGCUCUAGGCCUUGCCAGGACCCCUCCCCGGGGCACAGGGGCGCGUCGCGUCCAAACGCCGGGCGGUGGGCGCGGAGGAGGUUUCAGCUCCGCAAGGGUGAGACUGAGGCUGAGGAGGGGUUGCUGGAGAUUUCCUGGAGACGACCCUCUGUGCGAAGCCCUGGAGAGACGCCACAGCGCAGCAAACCCAGAAGGGCGAAACUGGGGCAGGGUGGGGCCGCAACGGGCCUGGCUGGGAGGGGGCCCGCCUGAGAGGUGCCUCAACUCUCUCCUCGCUCCCACGGCUGGGAUCAGAGCCCAGCACACAGCAGGCGCCUACUUGGUGCAGGUUGCAGAGAACCCCCUGGGAUCUCGGGCCGCCCUCUGUCUGGCUGGAGGAAGCUUCUAGACCUGGGGGCUGGUUAAGCCGUGUGGUCACGACGGGCCGGGGAUGGGGAGGGCACUGUCGCGUGGCUUAGGUGGCUGACUCCGCGUGGCCAGGCCCGGCGAGAACCAGAGGCGGAUGGGGGAGCGCCCAUGCACCCACUCUGCCUAGGCCUAAGGACCCUCACUGGGAAACCGAGGCGGCUCCUCCAGACACCGGGGUCGGCCCCACAUGCUUCCCCAGGAGAUGUGUAAUCUGUUUCUGGACUGAGACCUGCCCUCCGUUGGAGCGCACCCUCAGCAAAGAUCCCCCCCUCCAAACCUCUGGUUGGGGGUUGCUGUCUCUUUUGCACAGGUCCCUCCCCACCCCCGCUCCGCAUAGACCCUCCUCAUACAGAUGCCCCUUGGUUCACACAUCCCUUUCCCUCCCCGGAGAUGGAGACCCCUCAGGGAGGUGGGGAGUGGAGGGCGGGCGCAGACGGAGACGCGCACGGCCGAGACCAUCUCUAGCUGUCACUCCCCAGGCUCCCAGCAUCUGGAGCCGCGUCUCCACGCCCGCCACACGCACAGAGAUUCACAUGCUCGCACGGACACACUCACACUAGCGCGCAGACCCCGCCCGCGGCCCCGCCCCGGCCCCUGCGGGCGUCCCCUCCGGCGCUCGCGCACCCGGCGCGCAGCCCGCCCCGGGUGGCGGGAGGCGGCGGCUUCGGGCAGAUUUGAUUUUCCCGCAGCCCGGGAGCCCCGGAGCCGGAGCCAGAGCCCGAGCCGAGGAAGUGGCGCUCGCAGCCGCGACCCCACCCCCGCCGCGGAGACCCAGCGAGAGGCGCCGCAGCCCCUGCGCUCCGGGCUCGCUCCGCGCUGCCUGAGUUCGGCCACCCCCGCAGCUCGCGCCCCAUCCGGCCCCCCACACCCCUCUCCUUCUCCUGCACCCUUUCUGUCCCCGCCCCAAGCUCCCCGCCCCUCUCCCGGUGCCCCCUCCACGACUCCGCGCGUCCCUCCCGGUGCCCUCUCCCCGCGCUCCUCCGCCUCUCCCGGCUGCGCCUCAGCUCUCUGUGCUCUUUGCGCCUCUCCGCUGGGCGCCCAGCCUCCUCGUCGCGUCACCCGCGCCCCCUCCUGUAUCCUCUGCCCCCGCUCCCUCCGCCCCGCUUCCCUCUCUCACUUCCCACGCCCCCUCUUCGCUCUCCUCUUUCCUCCCUUUGCCGCCCAGCCCCGGCUCCGGAGUUGGGGGAGAGCCCAGGGUUUCGGUUGCUCCGGAGGAGGCGUGAAUCGCGCAGGGAUUUACUAAUUUGGGGUGGAGGGCGCGGUGGGCUAUGGAGCAGCCCGAGGACAUGGCGUCGCUGAGCGAGUUCGACUCCUUGGCGGGCAGCAUCCCGGCCACCAAGGUGGAGAUCACCGUGUCCUGCAGGAACCUUUUGGACAAAGACAUGUUCUCCAAGUCUGACCCAUUAUGCGUCAUGUAUACUCAAGGGAUGGAGAACAAGCAGUGGCGGGAGUUCGGACGCACUGAAGUCAUCGACAACACACUCAAUCCCGACUUUGUGCGCAAAUUCAUCGUGGAUUACUUCUUCGAGGAGAAGCAGAACCUCCGUUUUGACCUAUAUGAUGUUGACUCCAAGAGUCCUGAUUUAUCCAAACACGAUUUUCUGGGCCAGGCCUUCUGCACCCUUGGAGAGAUUGUGGGGUCCCCUGGGAGCCGCCUGGAGAAGUCCCUCACAAUAGGAGCAUUCAGCCUGAAUUCCAGGACAGGCAAACCCAUGCCAGCUGUAUCCAACGGAAGUGGUCUUUGGAUGGAAAGUUUGAGGACCACUGGUCUGGAAGCCUCCGGUGGUGUCCCAGGGAAGAAAUGUGGCACCAUCAUCCUGUCCGCUGAGGAGCUCAGCAACUGCAGGGAUGUCGCCACAAUGCAGUUCUGUGCCAACAAGCUGGACAAGAAAGAUUUCUUUGGGAAGUCUGACCCCUUCUUGGUGUUCUACAGAAGCAACGAGGAUGGAACGUUCACCAUCUGCCACAAGACUGAGGUCAUGAAGAACACCCUAAACCCAGUCUGGCAAACUUUCUCCAUUCCUGUGAGAGCCCUCUGCAACGGGGACUAUGAUCGGACCAUCAAGGUGGAGGUAUACGACUGGGAUCGAGAUGGCAGCCAUGACUUCAUUGGGGAGUUCACCACCAGUUACCGGGAGCUGGCCCGUGGGCAGAGCCAAUUCAACAUCUAUGAGGUGGUAAACCCGAAAAAGAAAAUGAAGAAAAAGAAAUAUGUGAAUUCUGGCACAGUCACACUGCUUUCUUUUGCUGUGGAGUCAGAGUGCACAUUUCUUGACUACAUCAAAGGAGGGACCCAGAUCAACUUCACGGUGGCCAUCGAUUUCACAGCCUCCAAUGGGAACCCCUCGCAGUCCACUUCCCUGCACUAUAUGAGCCCCUACCAGCUGAACGCCUACGCACUUGCACUGACCGCCGUCGGGGAGAUCAUCCAGCACUACGACAGUGACAAGAUGUUCCCCGCCCUUGGCUUUGGGGCCAAACUACCCCCUGACGGCAGGGUAUCCCAUGAGUUCCCGCUGAACGGCAACCAGGAGAACCCCUCAUGCUGUGGCAUCGAUGGCAUCCUGGAGGCCUACCACCACAGCCUGCGCACGGUGCAGCUCUACGGCCCCACCAACUUCGCCCCCGUGGUCACCCAUGUGGCCAGGAAUGCGGCCGAGGUGCAGGACGGCUCCCAGUACUCGGUGCUGCUCAUCAUCACGGAUGGGGUCAUUUCAGACAUGGCACAGACCAAGGAGGCUAUCGUCAAUGCUGCCAAACUCCCCAUGUCUAUCAUCAUCAUCGGCGUGGGCCAGGCAGAGUUUGAUGCCAUGGUGGAGCUGGAUGGUGAUGACGUGCGGAUCUCCUCCCGGGGAAAGCUGGCCGAGCGGGACAUUGUCCAGUUUGUGCCCUUCAGGGACUAUGUGGACCGCACGGGCAACCACGUGCUAAGCAUGGCGCGCCUGGCCCGCGAUGUACUGGCUGAGAUUCCUGACCAGCUGGUGUCCUACAUGAAGGCGCAGGGCAUCCGCCCUCGCACCCUGCCCGCGGCCCCAGAGCGCUCGCCCCCGCAGUCCCCCACCCGCACGCCCCCUGCGUCCCCCCUGCACACGCACAUCUGAGCCUUGUCUUCUCAGAUGGCUGGGGCUUAGGCCAGUAGAAAGGGAGGCGGGGUACCCAGACCCAGCUACAGACCAUCCUGCCCAGCCUUUGGAACACGUGUGCCUGGGAGGCCCACAGGGGGUGGGGCUUCUGGAGACUCCUUCCCAUACUGCCCAAGCCCCUAGAGUUUGGGGGUACGGUGGUGGAGGUGGGGAUUUGGGCCCCUGCUCUUCUCUCCUUUCAUUGACACCUGGUUCUGGACCAGCCAGGAAGAUGUUAAUCAGGACGACUGGGGUCCCGCUCAGCCCACCUGAGCUAUUACCUGGGUAAUCCCAUCUGCUCUUAUAUCACCCUGAAGCCUGGGCUAAGCCUCCCACCUCCAGGCCCCCUUCUCCCUCCCCUCCUCCUGUGGUGUCUACUCCUAUACCUGGCCCCUGACCCCCACCCAGUAUCUAUCCUGUCCCAUUUCCAGUGAACCCUGUGAGGCUGCUGGGUUUGCAGGAGUGCCUAAACAUGUGACCCCUCCUUGGGACCCUUGCAUGAAGUGGGAGUCCUACAGACCCAUGAAGGGGAUGCUGUGAUAGUAGAUGGAGGCCACAUGGUGGGCAAGGAAUGGAGACUUUUCAGGCACAGAGUCGUUUCUGGUGCCUCUCAAGCCCAGUAUGACGCUGGUUCUAGAACACAGAUCCACAGGCCUCUCCCUGGUCUGAGCCCGUAGGUACCUCCACAGUUGGCUCCUGGCUCCAGGAAUCCCCCUUUCUCCCCGGAGACUGCCCAGGGUCCUUGGGGCACCAUCUUCUGCUGCCCACCUGGAGGCCUGGGCAAGAAGCAGCCCAGCUCCAGCACUCCCACACUGCCCCUCUAUCCUAUGGGGAUAGGGGAUGGGAGUCCUGGGUUCAAGUCCUGCCUCCAGCCAUUGCCGGCUGUGGGAACCUGAACAAGUCCUUUCUACCUUCUGGGUCUCAGUUUCCACAUCUGUAAGGCAAGAGGGUUGACCAGAUGGCCCUGGGUUUACCUUCAGCUCUGAUACCCUGAGAGUCCACAAUCAUCCCACACCCCGCUUCCCCCAUCCCACUCCUCACCAGUGCAACCCCUUAAGGCCGUCUUGGUUUUAGGGUCACCCUGUUCCAUCCCAUCACCCUAAAUCCACCCUUAUCCUUCAGCCUUGGGCUCUGGCAUCUGAGCCUGAGCCCUUGCCCCUGCUGUGGGAAAGGUGAGAAAGAUGAUCUCACCCCUGGGCCCACCCAGCUGCCCAGCCUUUACCCACAUGGUCAUGCAUGCCAGUCCCUCCUGCCGCAUGGGGCUCCUCAGCCCACUGAACCUCCCGUUCCUGGGUGGAGACCAGGCCCCACCCCGUCUGUUGCCAGACACUGCUUCCCUUCCUGUCAUGCAUGAUGGUGGUGUUUCUAUGCUGUCUGGUCCUGUGCCUGUCUCUAAGACAGUCUCUGUGUGGAAUUUGCCUUAAACUGAAGUAAAUUUGGUUCUUUUACUAAA